Messenger RNA from Contarinia nasturtii (swede midge), 5390 nucleotides. RefSeq lists its product as uncharacterized. Gene Ontology annotation, molecular function: clathrin binding. The coding region runs from base 566 to 4492 and encodes 1308 amino acids. The transcript has 6 exons. Gene Ontology annotation, biological process: intracellular transport. The record is from RefSeq and is a predicted model, not a curated record. Gene Ontology annotation, cellular component: trans-Golgi network membrane; AP-1 adaptor complex. NCBI's taxonomy places the organism in Eukaryota, Metazoa, Arthropoda, Insecta, Diptera, Cecidomyiidae.
AACACUUAUUGUUCAUAUAUAUGACUUUUUUUAUAUUUUUUGGUGUGACAGAUAUAUAUAUAUAUACAUAGUGAAGAAGAGAAAAAGAAACGAGUUACAAAUAAUUCGAUGCAAUUAUUACGGAAAAUGAAAAACUGCUUGUAAACUGUGAUAAUGUUUGCUUAAUCAAGUUUAAGACAAAACAACAAAUACUAUUUCUCCAGAUAUAAAUAAGAUUUUUUGUUACAAAUAAUUUCACUUACAAAUGCGCCGUAUAUUUUCCCAUAUCGAAUAGGAAUUGUCCAAAAAAAUCGAAUUGAGACGGAGGAGAGAGAGAUAGAGCACCCUGCUGCACAAUAAAAAAAAAACAUGGAUAUGUUAUAACAACAUUCGUAUAAAUCGAAUAUUUAUAUUGUACAUGGCCUAUGUAUUAUUACAAACUCCAUGUUCAAUGAGUUGACGUGUUAAAAGUGAAAAUUAAAAUCAACAAAAACAAAUUCCCAACAUUUGUACGAUAUCAAAAGAAAAACCCCAACAAAAUUUUAAAACAACCAAUCAGCCCAAGCAAUUUAUCAUCAAAGAUAAAAUGCCCAAUAUGAUACCCCCAUUGGUAUGUAAUACACCACCACCGAUUGAUGACUUAGAGAGUGAUGACGAUUUGAGUGCACCAAACGAUAAUUAUGAUCAUUUUGAUGAUGAGUCACUGCCGUCAUCGCCUCAUCAGCUGAAACAUACAACACUCACAACGGCGGCGACGACGACGACGUCGUCGACCAACAUCACUACCAGAUUGUCCGAUGUGGUUGAUGAUCCGACGAGCAAUAAUAAACCAGUGACAAUUGAUUCACCAUUAAGCAUAGAAUUAGACCUUGAAUCACAGCAUGUGAUUGAUGAUUUAGAUAAUUUCAGUGUCGCACCCGAUGAAGAGCUUCAUUUUGAAAGUGAUAAACUACGAAAUGGCAACGACAGUGCGAUCGGUGAUGUAUAUUCAAAUGGUAAUAGUUCAACGAUAACAAUAUCAAAAGAAUGUGAUGCAAUUGAUAAUAAGCAAAACGAUAUUCAAUCAUCAUUGGAUAAGACAAAUCAGCAAUCGAACCACUCAGACGGUGAAAAAAAUGAAUUCAAUGGCGAUAAUGUAUUAGCAAUCGAUCAACAAGAUAAUUUAUCAAGUUCACCGUCAUGGAAUUUGGAUUCGAUACGACAAACACCCGAACUGCCCGAAUUUACACCGGAAACGGAAUUCGGAUCAUUUUCCAUACACGAUGAAUUUGAUGAUAUUGAAACCAAUCCAAUUGAAUCGAUUACAAAUGAAACAAAUGAAAGCUACGAAGAACGUGCAACAUCACUACCUGACGAAGAAGAACGUGAUAAUGAAGAUGAAAAAGAAGAAAUAACAUCACUACCAGACGAAGAACAAACGCCCACAUCACAAAUUGUCGCCGAUGCCAAUGACUCAGGCUUUCGAAAAGACAAUUCAGUCGAUGAUUUUAAUAAUGAUGAUGAUGAUUUCAGCACAAAUAUUAACGAUUUCAAUGCGGACUUUGGACAAUUUGCUACCUUUGAUGAUGCAAAUAUUGUGCAAGAGAAUUUCACACCAAACGAAAUAACAUCACCAUCCGAUCCUACUAAGAAAUGUGAUGAAAUAGAUAAUUUCACGACCAAUGCAUUCGAUAAUGACAAUGAUGUCAAUGACGAUGACGACGAUGAUGAUGAAUUCGGUGAAUUUAGUGACUUUCAACAAACGCUACCCACUGUGGAAACACAACCAAUUGUUCAAAAAGAUACAAAUGUGCUAUUAGAUAGUGAAAAUAUCAAGCUUAAUCUUAGUUCUAUAUUGACCGCUAUAUUUCCAAUUUCGGAACAGUGUAGUGAUGCAAUUGAUAAUUCAUCGUCAUCGUCGACAUCAAUGGCUGGUUACCAACAUCAAGAUUGCAAUAUUUAUUAUGGUAAAGAGCUGUUUGUUAACAAACUAACCACACAACUAAAAAAUGUAGAUAAUUCAAACGCUUUAGCCCAUCAAUGGGCAAAAUCAACGAGUAAAACCGUAUUGGUGAAAGCCUUAGGAAUUGAUUCACGAAACAUUCUAUACGGAGAGAAAUGGAAUAGUUCAGCGCCAAAAUUUGCAGCCAAUUUGGGAUUAAGUCCAUUGGAACCAAUGAAAGUGACAUCAUCCGGUUCACAUGAAGGUGAUUCAAAAGGAACAAAAUCGAUUUUAGAUGUGCCAGCUGCCCAGUUUGACUGGAAUAGUUCGGGUUUAAUAAAUCCAUUAGACGCAUUACACGCACACACAUUACUAUUGGACCUAGAACAACUAGUGGUGGUGGCAAAUCUAGAUAAAAUAAAUCUUAAUUCCUCCUCCUCUGCAUGUUCCACAACGAACUCGGCACUAAAUUAUUCAUCAACAUCCAAAUCCGUAACAACAACAACAUCAUUAUCCACUUCCACACAACAAAAUAUUUCGGCCAUGACUGAAUUGAAACUGGUCAACAAUACCAUCAACCAUAAUAUCAACAACAACAAUAACAACAAAACACAACGUGCAACAACAUAUCAACAUGAUAUCGCAAAUAUGGUGGCUAUGGACAAUGCAAAAUUAAAUAAAAUCAAUUUCACAAAAUGCACUAACGGACUCAAUCAAUUGCGAUUUGAUACUAAUCACAAACCAAUGGUGACGGGCAUACCACAUCAAAUGAAUAAAUUUGAUUUGUACUUUAGAGCGCAAAAAUCCGUACAUGAAGAAAACAUUUCGUUAGAACAAAAAUCAAUCGAUCAAGGGAAAAUAAGUCAACAGCAAACGCAACCGCAACAGCAGCAGCAGCAGCAGCAGCAGCAGCAACAACAACAAAUAUCGAUUGAAUCAAUUACACCAAAUGGUAUUACAUCAUCUGUAACAGAAGUAGCACCAAUUUCAUUGGCCAUGGAUCCAGUGGCAAAAAGUGAUUUUCACAUAACCGACGAAUGCAAUGAUGGUCGAUUGGAGCCAUCGCCCACAUCAGAUUCAUAUACCGUGCCCGGUAGCAGUGGUACCAUGAAAGAAACACACAUAUUUACACCAAGCAAACCGAAUGGAAGCAACGAUGCGACAUCGUUAUCACCACCACCUCUAUCACCAUCAACUUUGGUCUCAAACGGUGCAUCGAAAUCGAUUCCAUUGGACGACAAUGAACCAUUCGCCAGCGAUAGCAUUGUUAUUAAAGAGAGUGUUGUGAAAAAGGAGUAUCGUGACGUUGAAUAUGAACCGAAUAAAUUAAUUGCAUCGGCCGAUGAUUUUAGCGAUUUUCAAUUCGUUCAACCAACCUUUGGGGCCACAAUAAAUCCAGUCAUUGAACCAUGUACGAGCCAAUCAAAUGUAAAAAUGCAAUCGAAUUCAAUUAAUUCAAAUCUUCCUGGUUUGUCGAUGGCGACAAACAAUGAAAUGGUAUCGAAUGACGGGUACUUGAAUAAAUUGCCAAUAUCAUCUCAAUUGAAUAGUUUUGAUAAUUUUAAGAGUUCAGUGCCGUCGUCAUUGCCAUUGUCAAAUGAACAAACGACUGACAAUGCUUUCACAAAUUUAAAUCCACUGAGUAACGGAAAUCGAACCGAUUUCAAAUUUUAUUCAUUGAAUGAUCAAUUUUCAACGUCUAAUACACACAAAAACAUUCCAUCCGGCAACAUACUUAAUGAUACUAAUAGCUACGGUUGUGCAAUAACAGAUCCAAUGGAAAUAUUUUCUAUUAGUUCUACCGAUGAAAUACAUUCCCUUUCUACAAUAAAUUUAGUACAAAAUGCAUCGUUUAAUUCACUCCAACAACAACAACAACAAACGCAACCAUCAUUGCAGCACCAGAAACAAAAUACCAAUUUUGUUGGAAAUUCGGGUAUUUUAAUGCCACAAACGGCGAUCGCACAAUCAUCGUCAACAAAUAACAAUGCAUUAACAAUCCAAUGGCCCGAACCUGGCAUCAAUUCCGACGAAUUGAAUGAGCUUGAACGACGUUUUUCUACUCAAUCGAUGGAACAGGUAAAGGUCGACAACAUAAAUGAUCAGAAAGACAAUACCGAUACAAGUGCAGAUGAUGAAUGGUCCGAUUUUGUUUCGGUCGUCCAACCUCAAACGCCAAUUACAAAUAUUUUAAAUAAAAAUCUACUAAAGCAACAGCAACAAAGUAAUAACGUUGAAGAAGACGAUUGGUCUGAAUUUGUGUCGUCAACACCGCCAAAUUUACAACGUUCACAAAAUUCAAUUGGAACAAUCGACGCAACGAUGGCAGCCAAUAAUUAUGAAUCAAUGUUUAAAUGGAAUGCACCAUCGUCUUUCCAAUCGGGCGGCAUUAAAACGUUCGGCAACUAUGUACAAUCAAAUGCAAUGCGACAAACAUUGAAUAAUUCAUCGAACAUUGAAUCGAAUACAUUUCAAAUCACGCAACAACAGCAACAAUCGAUCGCACCAAGUAUUAUAUCAUUGCCCGAUUUGUGCUUUGUUGCGCCAAAAAGUCUAAUAAAUAUGCCAAAUAUAUCCAAAGCGAAAAAAUGAUUAUUAUUGAACGAUGCGACGACGAUGAAUACGGCUGUCAGUGGUGGUGGUGGUGAUGAUGAUGAGGAUGGUGGUAACAGCGGCGGCGACGCAAAUUCCGAUGAAUACAUUGCCCAUUUAAAUAUGUGAGCUUCACUUCAUACAAAUACACGCUAUGUAGACUAGAAUUUUAUUUAUUUGCCGCAAAAUGAAUACUUUUGUUUUAAGCAACAACAAAAAAAACCAUUUAUUAAAGAGACAGAACAUUGAACAUUGCUUAUGGGCUCUGGCUUUAUGCGCGCUUCUUUUUUUCAAACAGUGAAAACAAUGUGACAAACAACAUCAACAUAUUAUUCCUAAUUUGCAAAACUUGCGCCGACCAAAAUAUACUAUUAAAUGUUUAUUCUUCGCAAAUGUCACAAAUGUAGUUGAAGGAUUUGCCAAUGGAAAUUCAGUUCAGCCAAAGAUGAACACUCGAAUAAAUAAUUAGUUAAUAUUAGAUGAAAAGUGAAAAGAAUAAAACAAAUCAGAGAGAAAUCAAUUGUAUAAUGUUUAUAAUACUAGAGUGAUUUACAAUUUAGUAAAUUGAACCGCCCUCCCUCGUUCGUUAAAUAGUAUUUGAUAGUGCACCUAUGCAUCAAUUCGUCGUUUCAUUUAUUAUUGUUCUUUUAUUAUUAUUAUUUUGUCAUUCAUCGAUAUAUUAGCCGCGUUUAUAUAGAAUAUAAAACAAUCGAACGAAACCGAUCCAUCCUGUUUAUGUUGUGUAUUUUAUUUGAUAGAAAACACAAUUUUUUGUUUGUUUUUUUGAAAAAAAAAAGACAUCAUUUUUGUUUAUGUUAAUAAUUUUUAUUUCUUAUGGAUAAGAUGAAAUCCAGCCAUUAUUUUAAAAAAAUAAACACGUUGACUUAAGGAAAAAUUA